Dimorphilus gyrociliatus is the source of this 9094-nucleotide messenger RNA. NCBI's taxonomy places the organism in Eukaryota, Metazoa, Annelida, Polychaeta, Dinophilidae. The record is from the annotation of a GenBank genome assembly.
GUUUAGCUUUCAUCAGCUUUCGUCUGCAACUUUAAACACGCUCGUGAACGGUUUUAGUCUGAUUUCUGGCUUAUUCGGCCUAUUUUAUCUAGAGAAGAUUAGUUUAUGGUUGAUAGAAGUACUAUCAUUAACUUCGUGUGGAGUAUAUACCUCUAAGUACAUAUUCUUGUUUAUUUUCCACAAGAUUGGAUUGUUAUGCUUUUUGUCCCAGGUAAGAUCUACCUUUAAUUUGCUCUUCUUUUUAAGAAGUAAACUCCCUUAGGGAGCUGUAACCGAAAAUUAGAAAGUAUAACAACAUUUGACGACUUUGUUUUCUAUUCUGUACGAAAAAUAUGAGUGAUUAGAAAUUGAACUAAUUUUUUUCCCUUUACAAAGCCUCUUAUGUUGUUUUAACAAUGCAAUCUAUUUAAAACACUAAAUCAAUUAAUUUUGGUCAAAGAACGUUUUUCAAUCAAACCUAAGCAAACGCCAUUACGUAAUCAGGAUACGUAACGCUCUUUGUUAAAAUCGCACACCUGUAAAACUGUUGGGGUGAUUCAUGUUUUUCCGGUGCUCGGCCUUAUCGAUUUCCCCUUUUUUUAUUGUAUAUUUAUAAAUCACUCGUACGCGGCCCCACGGUUAAUAUGAAACCAAUCGGCGACGGUUAGCAGAUUUAUUAUUCUCUUAUCUCACCUUUACAUAAACACAUUUCAAUAAAUAUUUGGAUAGAUAAAGAUAAAAGAAGGCAGUUCAUAAGCUAGCAUAGUAGCUGCCAAAGCUAUAAAAGGUAGAUAAUAAUUCAAUAAAUCUUCUAACAGUGGCGGCUUAAUAUAAUCAGGACAACUGUUUUCACGCUCCGCUACGAUUAAGGAGAGAAUUAGAAUCUCAAAAGUUUAAACAAUAACGAAGGGAGAGAAUGACGAAACUGAUAUUAAUAAAUUUAGUAUUUUAUUGUUUAUAUACUUUUAUCUUUGCUCAAAGUCUUUCGGAUAAACGUUAUUUUGUCGUUGAUUUGAAAUGGACUGGUGAUCUUUUUAAUUUAAGAGAAGAAGCAAACACAGACCAAGACAGAUUUACAAUAAGCGUACAAGGAGAUGAACAACUUUUUUCCGUUGACGAGAAGACGGGCGUUGUCCAGCGGAGAAAUGAUUGGGGAACAGAAGAAAGAGAGCUUUCAAUUCAAAUUAACAUAUCUCGCCAAUCAGUUGUUUUCACUCAAACUGUAAAUAUCAAAAUGGUAAGCCGUAUGAAUAUUAGAUAUCAUACGAUUCUGCUCAAAAAUCAACCAAAUCCUCUUAGAGGUACGGUCUGGUACUGGACUAGGCCGGGUACUGUAGUUAUGACUGUUGAAGCAAUUGAUUCAGAUUUCCAUAAGGAUGGGAAAUUACAAUAUGAACUAGCAGAUAAUGGAGAAGGUAGAUUCGGAAUUGAUAAUCUGGGAAACAUCUUUGUUAAAGGACGGAAACGUUUCAAUGGUCAAUAUAAUUUAGCUGUUUCUGUCUUUUCUAAAGGAACAAUCAGAACCAAUACUGAAAGGACUGUUGUUCAACCCAUUACGAUCUAUGCUGGAUCGAUAAGACCACAAUUCUAUCAGGAAAACUAUAACAUUAAUCUAGAUGAAAAUUUACCAAUUGGCUCUAGUGCUGCCAAAAUUGAAAUUAAAUCAUUUCAAGAUCUGAGAGUGGACUUAAAAGCGGAAGAAUUAGACACUAAAUUUUUUCAGUUAGCUCAGAUCUUAAAGAUACCUGGAAAAUCUACUUACGAAUUACGAAUUAAGCGACAACUCGUCUAUGGACGAGCUGAUACCCCUUACGUAUUCAGAUUCUUUUUAGUUGCAACAGAAGAAGUCAGCGAAUUUCGCACAAUGGCAGAAGCAGUCAUUACUUUGGUCGAUGUUAAUGAACCACCAUUUUUUACUGUUGAAAGGUAUGAGGACUAUAAUGUUGAUCCGUCUUCAUGGUCAGGUAUAGAAUUAACAGCAUUCGAAAGAGAUUUCGGGGCCCAAGGACAAAUACAAUGGAGUUUGGACGAUAGUGAUAACUUUGAGCUAACAGAAGGCCAAAGUGGUACAUACAAUAGAAGAAGUUGGACGAAGCGGCUAGUUAUAGCAGAUGGAAAUUCUGUUAAAUACGGAAAUUCUCCAGAUCAUUCAUAUACUGUUAAAGUAACUGCAACUGAUGCUGGAAGUCCUCCCCUUAACAAUACUAUUGACUGUAUUAUCCGUCUAAAAAAGAUGAACUCAGAACCACCAAAAAUGGAACCACCAGUACAAACUGUUAAAUUAUCAAAAUCUAUCGAACAAAGUUCAACAAAUCCCAUCUAUUACGUUCAAGCAUACGAUCCAGAUGGUAUGGCAAACGAGUUACCUUUUAAAUUUAGGCUUAAAAAUGAUUUUGGAGGUCUUUUUGGCAUAAAUGGAAAUACUGGUGCAAUAUACUUAGAACAGAAAUUGACAAAUCCCCAAGCUGAAUAUAUUCUUGAUAUAGAAAUAACGCAGGGUAAUCAGAAUAAUUUGAAUGCUGGUCGAGUCGUUCUGCAAUUAGUUAAUAUAAAUCAACCUCCCAAAUUUAUUGAUUGUAAAAGUUAUAUAAAUACUGUUGUGGAUGAAAAUGAAGAACCUGGAAAGGAAGUGGUUCAAGUUCAGGCAACAGACGAUGAUACGGGUCCAGCUGGUGAACUAACUUAUUCGUUUGUACAACGUGAUCAAGGAGAUGAGCAAUUUUUUGAAAUAGAUAAAACUACUGGAAAAGUGACAACGAAACGAAAAUUCGACAGGGAAAAACCUCCCAAUGGUCGAACAAAUCUAAGACUGACAGUUCAAGCAAGUGAUAAAGGAAAACCCCCACAGUCGACAAAUUGUUUCUUUUUUGUUAAGAUUGGUGAUGUAAACGAUCAGAGUCCGAAAUUUGACGUAGCAUCAACGGAAGGGGAAGGAUCGAAAUUUUAUGCUCCUUUUAACUUGCCCGACGGAUCAUUCAUAGCACAGCUUUACGCUUAUGAUCUUGAUGAAUUUGAUACAAGAAAUUCAAUAGUCAAAUAUAGUUUAACAAAUGUUUCCCCUGAAUGUACUAACUGCUUUAUUUUCUCUGAGGAAGGAGAAAAAUCUUUAAAUACUGCUAUGAUUCGAUCAAGAGGACUUACCAAUAAGCGAGGCGAAUAUGAGCUAACAGUAACAGCGGAAGACGAUGGAAUAGAUAAGAGAACUGCAACAACAAAAAUUAAAAUUAUAGUUACAGAGGAUGUUAAUUUUUAUCCACCAAAAAUAACAAAUUUGAACAACUUUAUAUCCCCCAAAUCAAUAAGCGAAACUUUAGUAGGUGGUUCGACAAUUGUUGAAGGUCAAGCAACGAACCACGAUAGUAAUGCUAUCCUCUUUGGAGUUCGGAGUGACUUAAUUCCAUUAUUAAACUCUAUGAAAACGUUUGGUUAUGAAGAUUUAGGUGGUGGCAAUUUUAAAAUCAUAUACAAUGUUGGUAAAACUCUGGACAGAGAAGUUCAACCUAAGUAUUUACUUAUUGUAACGAUAACUGGUACACAAGCUGCCAUUUCUGUAAGAGUACCUAUAACUUUAAUUGAUGAAAAUAACAAGAGCCCAGAAUUCCAAGGAAUGGAUAGUUCAGAUAACUAUCGUGUUCUUCUUCCUCAAAAUACAGCUAUUAAUAAUGAGAUUUUAUCAUUUAUUGCAACUGAUGAUGAUUCAGAAAGAAAUAACAACAAUAAAGUUUCUUAUACAAUAACGGGAUGCACUGAAUUGGAUUUGGAAACAUGUAAAAGGACAUUUAAGGUGUCCAGCAUAUUGAGUGAUGGAUUUUAUUUUGGUUCAUUAGUCCUUUCGGAAGAAAUAUCAGCAGAUCAGAUUGGUAAUCGAUUCAAAUUGGAUAUUGUUGCCGAAGACGGAUCCAAUUCAGCUUUCCCUGGAAGAGAUGGACCAAACAAAAAUAAAAAAUCUGUUAGAUUACAUGUGACAGGAAUAUCUUCGCAUUCUCCAAAGUUUCCAGUAGCCGACUAUACCUAUGAAACUGUUGAGCUCGCAAGUCAUGGACUUUCAAUAGCUAAUAUAACUGCCAAAACAUCUAGCGAACAAUAUGAUCAGUAUGUUGAGAAAACAUAUGCUAUUACUGGAGGUAAUGAAAAUAGAUGGUUUACAGUUGAUUCGUCAACGGGAAAUAUAUAUAUUGCCGGAAAUGGUCUUGUUAAUAUUGACGAUCUUCCUCAAAAUUCCAGAAAAGUUAGUCUGGAAUAUAAAGUAUUCGAUGGAGCUGUUCAGUCGGACGUAAUAGUUAUUAAUAUAACUAUCAAUGACAUCAACAAAUAUGUCCCAUACGUUACACCUAAUUUUGACGAAUUUACUAAUUAUAUUGAAAUGAAUGCUCCUGCAGGUACAAUUGUUUAUACAUUUGAAUCCAAAGAUCCUGAUCUGAAAAGAAGUUCUCAACCAAACUAUGAGAACCAUUGCGUAACUAUUCCCCAAAGGUGGAGGGAUUAUUUUAAGGUUGAGAAAGAUACUGCUAAUAAUGCAAAAAAUAGAUGGAAUAUUCUUCUAAAUAAGCCUUUGGAACGAGAUUAUUAUGAUGGCUAUGAUCGCUGGGUUAUGAAUGUUCAGGUUAAAGAUGAGUGCGAUAGACCAGCUACAUCAAAAAUUGGAUAUGGAACUUUUACUAUUUUACCUGAAGAUAUCAACAAUCAUAGUCCUAGGUUUUUACCAGAGUGUUUAAAAUUGAACGUAGACGAAGAGGCGACCGUACUCACUAAUGUGAAAGAUUUUACCGUAUGCACAUACGAUGUCGACUUUGGACUUAAUGGACAAAUUAAUGAAAAUAGUUUCAAAACUGAAGGAAGUAGAUUUUUCAAAUUUAAUCGUGGAUUACUACAAGUUAACGAGACCAUUCCGAAAAGAUAUGCUAAUAGACCCGAAACUUUGUCAUAUUCAUUUGUAGUUAAGGUUAAAGAUUUGAGUGGCCUAUCCUCAAAUGGGGUUAAAGUUACUGUUUACGUUAACGAUAUAAAUAAUAACCCUCCACAAUUUACUAACAAUGAUCAAAUGGUUAUUGAGAUGGAUGAGGAACUACCAGUUGACACUGUUGUUUAUACACUGUUAGCCGAAGAUAAAGAUAUCGACGAAAAUGCCUUACGGAAAUACUCGAUUGUUGGAUCAUCGCCCUUCUACAUAGAUUCACUCUAUAGUCAGGGCGGUGGAGCGAUACGUGUAAGGGAAAGGAUCGAUUUGGAAACUGGAGUUAGCUCUUAUAACUUUCAAGUUCUCGUUGAACAUCCAGAUAGAGGAAUAACAAGCAGUAGAGAUGUCACUGUACAAGUUGUAGGUGUCAAUGAUAAUGCUCCUAACAUAACAACUAUGAGCGGAAGAUAUUCUUUGACUAUACCGGAAAAUACUGAAGUUUCAAACAAUAACUUGGAAACAUUUAUUGGCUCCGAUAGUGAUGGAGAUACUUUUGAUUGGUUUAUUGAUUAUGAAAACUCUGACGUAUCGAGAAGGUUCAAUAUUGUGAAACGGGAUAAUGUAAACGCUGAUUUGAAAUUGAUAAGAGAAUUAGACAGAGAAACUAUAGAUAAUUUCUCUCUGGUUAUUAUGGCUGUUGAUAACGGAUCGCCUCCAAAAACUGGAUCUUUAACCUAUUCCAUAAUUGUUGGAGACGUUAACGAUAAUGCUCCGGAAUUUGCAGUCGAUAAAGAAAUAAUUGUUCCUGAAGAGCAGACUAUCGGGUACGAAUUGGAUGCGGUAAUUAGAAUUACUGAUAGAGACUCUGAAGAUAAUGGUGGUCCUUUUACAAUUGAAAGAACCUCGUGCUCAAAUGAAAACUCAGCUUGUUCGAGUUUUGAUUUGGAAAGAAAGGGAGACAACACUUAUAGAAUUAAAACAAAAAAGCCUACUUAUGACAGAUAUGCAACGAAAGAAUAUUAUCUACCCGUCGUGAUUAGUGAUUCUGGAACACCACCCAAAACAGGGACGUCAACUCUAACGAUUGUUGUUGAAGGUCUUAAUAAAAGUCCACAGGAGCGGGGAGCAACCAAAUACGUAACAGUUUAUAACUACAAGUAUAUGCUACCAGACACUUCUAUUGGAACACCCUAUUCUGUUGAUAAAGAUGACUGGGAUUUAAAAGACAAAGAAUUUACAAUAUUGAACCAUAAUAAAUAUUUCGAAGCUGUUAACGAUAAUACACGAGAAGAUCAUGGUCAUAUUAUACUAAAGGAAGGAACAAAGGCAGCAAAAUAUGACUUAGAUAUAAGAAUAUCUGACAAUUCUCGAAAAGGCGAUGUUGUCGAAUCAAAGAUGAUCGUCAAUGUUAUUUAUAUAAACGAACAAGCUGUUAAGAGUCCUGGCUCUAUGACUCUAACUGGAAUAACAGCUAAACAAUUUAUUGCAGGAGAAGACAAUAAAAGAGAUAAACUAAGAAAUUCUCUUGCUUCAAUUCUGGGAACUUCAACAGAAAAUGUUGAUAUCUUCAGUAUUUAUGAUUCUGAUAAAGAUACGACUCAAAUUUUAUAUGCAGCCCACGGUUCUCCUUGGUACGAUAAAUCGAGAUUAGAUGGAUUAGCAAGUGAAAACAGGGAAAAGCUGGAAGCCAAUGCCGGAAUUAAAAUAAGUCAAAUACCUAUUGAUGAGUGCGAAGGUGAUUCGCUAUGUUACGUUGGAGGAUGCGUUACUAAAUUCGACAUUAAAAGCAAAGAUACUAUGAUUUUAAAUACAAACUUUUCUUCUCAAGCUCAAAUUAGUGCUAGAGCGAAAAAAGUUUGUGAGUGUGCUGCUCAAUAUGUUGACGAUGCUCUUGGAUCAUGCACUUUCGAUUAUUGUAUGAACAAUGGAACAUGUAUGGACAAAUAUACUCACCCCGACGAAGUCUCGGGAGAGCCUGUAUGCAAAUGCUUGCCUGGGUUUGACGGAAAACGAUGUCAGCAGUUAGAUCAUUCGUUUAAUGGAAAUGGCUGGGCUUGGUAUGAACCCCUAUCGUUGUGUGUGGAAGAUAUGCUUUCUAUCGACAUAGUUACCAAAACUGGAACGGGUCUGCUAUUUUACCAAGGACCUCUCUCGACAGAUGAUUCAAAGGACUAUUUAGCAUUGGAAUUAAAUAGUGGAAGACCCAAAUUGACAGUACAGCAUGACAAUGAACGAGUUAUAUUAAACGUGCCGAAUGCUAGGAAUUUAGCCGAUGGAAAGUGGCAUUCGCUCCAAGUUAGUAAAGCUCCAACUGACAGAAGAAUGGUGAGGUGGACCCUAAUGGUUGAUAACUGUAAAGAUGCUUCGGUUGACGAGAAUAUCGAUAAUUCUACGGAAAAUGACAGCGGUUGUAAAAGCUUCAAAGAUGUUAUAACAUCAAGAAGUUAUCUUGAUAACAACAAUCCAUUACAAUUGGGCGGAAGGAAAUCAGUGAACUUUCCUGCUGGUAUAGUAAAAAAUGGUUUCAAUGGAUGCAUGAAAAAUUUGAGACACAACGGAGUUGUGAGAGAUCUCUAUACUGGAAAGAGAAGAGAACAAUCAUCAUCAACCGAUGGAUGCCCAUCAAUUUCAAACAAGUGUUUAGAUUGCGGAGGCAAUGCCACUUGUGUUGGAGAUUUAACAUCGUCAGCUGCAUCUUGUGUCUGUAAACCAGGAUUCACUAAUUCACCCUCUUGUAACGAAAGAACUGAUUCUAGAAAAUUGAAAGAAAAAGCUUAUAUAUCUUGGAAUCUUAAAGAUCAGUUCAACACAACUAUUUCAACAACGGCUUCGAGAAGAAAUCAACGUAUUCAGUUACGUUUCCGAACCAGAAAGGAGGAAGGAACUAUCUUUUCAACUUCAAGUUUCUCCACUUUAGAACAAAUCAUUCUCAGUGUUUCUAAUGGAUAUUUAAAAUUAUUGUACGAUUUAGGUUCGGGAUAUAAUACUUUAUCUUUACCUUAUGUAAAAGUCAAUGACGGUAUUUGGCAUACUGUUGUAUUCGAACGAUUCGGUAAUGGUGGUUCUCUAUUAUUGGACGACGGUGACGCUCCUAGAUUCUUUGUUCAAAACUUUCAAAGAGAUUCUCAUAGAUUAAUUGCCAUUGAGGGUUUAGAUAUUUCAUCUGGCGCUAUGUUGCAAAAGAGAAUGUAUCAUAACUUACCAUCUGCGAAAGAUUUUUUCCAAGAAUCUUGUAUAAGCGAUGUCCAUUACACUUGGUCAGGUUCGCAGACUACUACACUGCCUUUGAAUGAAAAUUCCAACAACGGGGGUGCCACCUAUGUUAAUAGGGUAAAUACCGACGAAGGCUGUCCUUCAGGAAUAACUUGUACAUCAGACGCCUGCCCUUCGGAUGCCACUUGCGUGGAACAUUGGGAAGCAAGAACUUGCUUUUGUGGAAUAGGCAAAAACUUUUCGUCAAAUAGUUGUGUAGCAGUUACAAAUUGCGCUGUUCCGCAAUGCCUCAACGGAGGUUUAUGUGCUGUGUUCUCUAAUAAUUGGGUAUGUCAUUGCUCUGAAAACUACGAAGGAACCAGAUGUGGAAUUGAACCAGGCGGUGUUGUUGAUAAUAGUACUGGAUUAGCUACUGGAGGUAUAGUGGGAAUCAUAUUAGCAAUACUAAUUGCAUUAGCUCUAUUCCUUGUACUUGCUAUUUGGUUGAAGAAAAGAAAGGCACCAGAAAAAGUCAUAAUUGAUCAUCCGGAAACGGAUGAAAAUGAAUUCUGCUAUAACUACACGGAGGAGGGAGGAGGUGAAGAGGAUACUGCUAAUUUUAGUACUGCUGAAUUGCGAAAAGCAGUCAGUGAAACUCCAUUCGAACCGAAGAAAGUAUCAGCAAUCAAUGUCGGAUUUGUUCCCGAGGAUUCUCCAUAUCGGACGUCGCCUGUAUCUCCCUACGGACCAGAUGGUAAACCAAAAAAUUUAGGAGACUUUUUGAGCGAUCGCUUAACACAAGCUGACAAUGACCCUACUGCCCCGCCAUAUGAUACAGUUAGGGAGUACGAAUACGAAGGUGGAGCCUCGCAAGUGGGCUCACUUAGUUCCUUAGCUUCCGGUUCAACGGAUGCCUCUAUAGACUACGAGCCAUAUAUGCAGGGACCUAGAUUUGACAAACUUAGGGAUAUAUACUCUGGAAACGACGAUGCAGACGAUAUUCCAAUCGAUGAGUCCCUAGCAUAA